CAGGAGGAGAGACAGAUGAUGGAGGAGAAAAAGAGAAGACAGGAGGAAAGACAGAUGAUGGAGGAGAAACAGAGAAGACAGGAGGAGAGACAGAUGAUGGAGGAGAAAAAGAGAAGACAGGAGGAGAGACAGAAGAUGGAGGAGAAAAAGAGAAGACAGGAGGAGAGACAGAAGAUGGAGGAGAAAAAGAGAAGACAGGAGGAGAGACAGAUGAUGGAAGAGAAAAAGAGAAGACAGGAGGAGAGACAGAUGAUGGAGGAGAAACAGAGAAGACAGGAGGAGAGACAGAUGAUGGAGGAGAAGAAGAGAAGACAGGAGGAGAGAAAGAUGAUGGAGGAGAAAAAGAGAAGACAGGAGGAGAGACAGAUGAUGGAGGAGAAAAAGAGAAGACAGGAGGAGAGACAGAUGAUGGAGGAGAUGAGAAGACAAGAGGAGCAACAGUGGAGGGAGGAGAUGAAAAGACAGAAGGAGAGACAGAUGUUGGAGGAGAAAAUGAGAAGACAGGAGGAGAGACAGAUGAUGGAGGAGAUGAGAAGACAAGAGGAGCAACAGUGGAGGGAGGAGAUGAAAAGACAGGAGGAGAGACAGAGGAGGGAGGAGAUGAGAAGACAAGAGGAGCGACAGUGGAGGUUGGAUGAGAUGAGAAGACAAGAGGAGCAACAGAAGAUGGAGGAGAAAAAGAAAAGACAGGAGGAGAGACAGAUGAUGGAGGACAACAGGAGAAGACAAGAGGAGAGACAGAUGAUGGAGGACAAAACGAAAAGACAAGAGGAGCGACAGAUGAUGGAGGAGGAGAUGAAAAGACAGAAGGAGAGACAGAUGAUGGAGGAGAAAAAGAGAAGACAGGAGGAGAGACAGAUGUUGGAUGAGAUGAGAAGACAAGAGGAGCAACAGAAGAUGAAGGAGAAAAAGAAAAGACAGGAGGAGAGACAGAUGAUGGAGGACAACAGGAGAAGACAAGAGGAGAGACAGAUGAUGGAGGACAAAACGAAAAGACAAGAGGAGCGACAGAUGAUGGAGGAGAUGAAAAAACAGGAGGAGAGACAGAGGAGGGAGGAGGAGAAGAGAAAACAAGAGGAGAGACGGAGAACAGGGGAAGAGGAGAAACAGAGGAGGGAGGAGGAGAAGAGAAAACAAGAGGAGAGACGGAGAACAGGGGAAGAGGAGAGACAGAAGAGGGAGGAGAUGAAAAAACAGGAGGAGAGUCAGAGGAGGGAGGAGGAGAAGAGAAAACAAGAGGAGAGACAGAGGAGAGGGGAAGAGGAGAGACAGAGGAGGGAGGAGGAGAAGAGAAAACAAGAGGAGAGACAGAGGAGAGGGGAAGAGGAGAGACAGAGGAGGGAGGAGGAGAAGAGAAAACAAGAGGAGAGACGGAGAACAGGGGAAGAGGAGAGACAGAGGAGGGAGGAGGAGAGGAGAAAACAAGAGGAGAGACGGAGGAGAGGGCAAGAGGAGAGACAGAGGACAGUGGAGGACAGAACGAGGAGAGACGAGGGGGAGAAAAGGAAAGUUAAACUGAACCAAAGACUGAAAGAAUCGCAGCAGCGAGCUGAAGAGCAGCGGGAGCAACGACUGCGCAGCGACGUCUCCGAAGAACUUGAGUCCAGACGAGAUGUUCUGAUCACACAUCUGAAUGGGUUUGAGGUGAACUGUGAGGCGGACAGCGACGCCGACGAGCUUCUACAGAUCCUCUCUGAGAAAUGCAGCACCCCAGUCCCAGACCUCAGUCUGACUCGGCUGACAGCGGAUCAGCUGGGGGACAUCCUGUCAGUCCUGGACACACUUCUGUUUGAUGAAUGGAUCAGCGCUCGUCCGUCGCUCGGCACGCUGCGGCACGCUCAGGUGUUCAUCACAGAGCUGUGUCGUCUGUCGGUGGAGAAGUCUCGGGGAGUUUCCCUCCAGAACAUCUCCGAGCAUGUGCAGUCCCUGGUGGAGUCCAUCAGCCAAUCAGCGGCUAAUGUUUUUGACAGCUUCCUGCUGACUCAAGCUCUGUACCUGAACCUCAUGCACUCCCUCACCGUCAGUGGCGGCAGUGACACUGACGCAGUCGUCAUCGCGAAACACUGGGCAGAAGACGAGCUUUCGGCUGAACAACUCUUUCUGGUGGACUUCCUGGGCACCCUCACGUCAUCGCUGCAGAGUGUGGUUGGAAGAGCCACUGUGUUCAUUUUACAGAUGGAAAUCCAGUGCUUAAAGCUUCUCUUAUCAACACUCACGCAUGUAAAUGAAACAAUCUCAGGAUCCACUGAAAUGAUCCUCAGACUGGUGCAAACCAGCCAGUGGACCCCGACAGAGGCGGUGACUCUGCUCAAAGCUCUGUCACAGAAACAUGCAGAGGAUGUUUCAAUAGCUGAAGUCCUGACGUUGGUGCAACUGUAUGACUUAUCACCUGAUUGGACAGAUGAGUCCGGACGCUCUCUCAUCCAGGUUCUGGACUCUGCUGGUCCUGAGAGAUUCCAUCAGGAUCUCCAGAAGACUCUGAGGAGGAAAGACGAGCUCAGUCUGGCUGCAGAUCUGGCAGAUUUAAAAAUGUCAUGUAACGUCAGCGAUUCUGUGAUUGAUGUGAUCAGAGACGUCACCACUGGGGUCCUGCAAUACUCAGAAAAUGCACCAAAAGAUGCACCAUUAACGAACAAGCCCUUUAAAUUUGAAACCUUGAAUGCAGACGACAUACAAAACUUUCUGUCUUGGCUCUGCGAAGCAGUUUUUGACACGAAAGGCUGGAGGCCCACGGUGAAGCAGAUGCUGCGCUGGUGUGAGCUGGUGCUGACUCAGAAGAGUGAAGCGCCUCAGCUGGUCGGUGUGGAAGAAGACCCGUGUGUCGCAGCCAUGUUCGCUGCCACACAAGUCUGCAUGGGAAACAAACUGGACAUCGUGCUGAGCUCUGACGUCCAGUCGGAGGAGUGGGCUCAGGAGUGGUCCGACUUCUACGAACACCUUGGAAUUUCUUUCAACACAAACGUGAAGACAACCAGUGCAUCGUACAGGGACGUCUAUGAAGCGGACAUUGUGUUUGGUACCAUGGACGACUUUGUGUCUGAUUACUUUCGACACGGCGUAGAAGCGAUGGAGACAGGAAACCUUCAGCUCGGUCGUGGGUUCAUCAUUACAAGACAAAGUCUCAGUGCUUCCAAUUACCUGGAACUUUCCCGGCUCAGGGACAAUGACUCCCUGGUGUUUGCUGCAGAGGUCCUGCAAAGCCUUCUGGGUAAAUUCCACAGUAAAGAUAUGAAACUGAGACACAGGUUUAUUCAGGCUUUUUUUCAGGUGCUUCACACUAACCUUGGCCAUAAAAUCAUCACCAUCUCAAAGAAGAUCGCUGGAAAGGCUUUGUCUUCUGCUGAAGUCUUCCUUCUGACCUUUGUUGAGACUCUCCUCAGAGUGGUGACGGAAGAAACAGACGGUGAAGAAAACAGCACAUGUCCUGCAGGAAUAUGGUGUUUGGAGGUUUUAUUUGUUUGUGUGGACAAAUUCCAAGCCUCAAAAGAAGAAACCAAAGAACUCUUCCAGAUGGUUUCAAAUCUCAUAGAACAAACAAUUUGGUCACCGGUCGAGGCCUUAAACCUCCUCGGAGCAUUAACCAACCACCAUCAUGAUGAAGGAUGUGUUUCCAUCAGGAAGAUUUUACAUCUGAUGGCAACAUAUCAGGUGUCUUCCACGUGGACAGAUGAGAACAACCAAUCUCUCCUUAAACUUUCAAAUUCGCUUAGAACAAAGAAUCUGAUCCAGCACUUAAAAAAGAGCCUCAGCGAUGAAAAGACGAAAAGCAUUGACUUUCUUUUUGAUGAACUACGUCAGAUGGAAGACAUCGAUGAACAAACACUGAGUAAAUCAUACAGUGUAGUCACUUUUGUAACAAACCUGAUCAAAACCGGUAAAAUUAAAAAGCACACAGAUGUACAGCGAGCAAGGAAAUUGAGUCCCAGCAGAGACGCAGAAGACCUUCAGGAGUUGCUGGCAAUCUUGUGUUAUGCUGUACACCUGCAGAAGUCUGAGGGGAAGUUGGAUUUUUGGCCCAGAGCCACUCAGAUGAUCAGCUGGUGCCUCUUGGCCUUGUCGGACACUGGGAAGCUCCUGGAGAUGGGCACUGGAGAAGGGAAGUCUUGUGUCAUAGCCAUGUUCGCAGCGCUGCGAGCGCUUAGAGGUGAGAAAGUAGAUGUGGUGUCCAGCUCUUCCGUGUUAUGUCAAAGAGAUGCUGAAGAAUGGAACAACUUCUACAAGUUCUUUGGAAUAACAGCGGACACGAACACAAAUAAAACCAAGGAUGAGGAUAGAAAAGAUUGCUACCAGAAGGACGUGGUCUAUGGAACCAUUGAAGCCUUCGCUGCAGAUCACCUACGGCAGGUAUUCGAGAUGAAGGAUGUGAGGCCUGAUCGCGACUAUCAGUGCAUCAUAGUCGAUGAGGUGGACUCACUGCUGCUGGAUCAGGGAGUGCAGAUGACCUACCUGUCCAGCCCCAUGGUCUCCAUGCAGCACCUGAACAUUAUUCUGGCCAUGAUCUGGACCCACAUCAGCCAGUAUGGCUUCCUGUCUGCAGGACAGCAGACAUUUGUCCGUGGUCCUCCUGCUUCUUUCUUCAAGGCCAUCUUUGACUCAAUGAACACAGAAGGAACUCACAUUAAUGAUCCAACGGAUAUUUUGCGUCUCGCAGAAGAAUCCAACACUGUGCCAAAAGGACUCAGGGAGAAUAUCUGCAACGGUGAAAAGGAUGUCCUUGUCCAAAAACUGAAAACUGUCAGUCAGGAUGCUGUGGUGGAUUUUUUCCAGGAACUUGAGCAACAUGUCCCUUAUGGUUUUAAUGUUUACACUUUAGACAAUGCAGGACUGCUCUGUCUUCGAAAGCGCAGCCGGCACAACAACCAGGACAUACCAGAAUUAAAAUUUCUUGUCCUGGAGGAAGGCCUGUGUUGUCCUCUCUAUGAUUCAGAGGAAACUGUCAUCAAGCCCAUUGCACAGUUAGUUUCAGAGAGGAUUCAGUACACCCCAUGUGCAAACAAUAAAGACAAAAUCAGCAUCCCCGGAUUCUUGAAGAAUCUAGUGAAGCAGAAAGUGUCAGUGUGGGUUCAGAAUGCCUUUCUGGCUUUACAGCUUAAGGAAGGACAGGAAUAUGUUGUAGAAAAUGACAGUGUCUGUCCGGUGGAUUUCAGAUCCACUGGCAUUGUUGAACUGAACAAGAAGUGGGGAGAUGGUCUGCAGCAGUUUGUCGAGAUUAAACACCAAAUUAAAUUGAGCACAAUUUCAACAGUGACAAACUACAUUUCUAACAUCGCUUUUUUUGAAAAGUACCACGGGAAAAUAUACGGAACAACAGGGACACUCGGGAGCAAAACAGACAUGCUCUUUCUGCAGGACCUGUAUCCAAAUCUGUCAGCCUGCAAAAUGCCAACAUUCAACAGGAAGAAGCUGUUUGAGGUCAAAGGUACUCUGAAGACUUCAGCCGAAGAGUGGAAAAAAGAAAUAAAACGUGUGGUUUUGGCUCAGACCUCCACAAAUCCAUACAGAGGCGGGAGAGCAGCCCUGGUUAUCUGUGAAACUAUCAACGCGGCCAAAGAGAUCUACGAUGAGCUGAAGAGCAGCGUCCCCGGAGAAAUCAUUCUCUACUGCCACAGUGACACAGACAGUUUGUGUAAAAUAGACAGGGAACUGCUUCCCGGUGACGUCAUUGUUGCCACAAACCUCGCCGGCCGUGGCACCGACAUAAAAGUGUCCAAACAUGUGAACAGUAAUGGGGGCUUAUGUGUGAUCCUCUCUUUCCUUUCUGAGAACACACGAGUGGAGCUCCAGGCAUUCGGCCGAACUGCACGUAAAGGUAAACCUGGAUCUGCUCAGAUAAUCAUGUCCACCGAACACCUGCAGCCGUCCUUGAGGACGGUGUCUUCUCUGGAGGAAGCCAAGAACGCCAGGGACAGACUUUCAUCAGAAAAGAUAAAUCAAAUGAUGGCUGAUGUUGCUGAGAUGAAACUGCGGGAGGAGCUGUUCUCAGAGUACAUCAAAACUCUUCAAGACAUUCACGAGGACACUGAUGGAGAUGAGAAAAGAGCCGUUGUUGCCAUCAUGAAUGAGUUCUGGGGGAUUUGGUUGCAAACUAACUCGGAAGAAAUCGUCCAGUUGAAGACGAAUGAAUUGCGAAAGAGUUUAAAAGAGGAUUUGUCUUUGGCAAAAAGUCAGUCUCAGAGUCAGAAUUCACCAUGUUCCAGCAUUUAUCACUACAUCAAGUUUGGAAAUAUCGCACUGAUUGACAAACAAUGGGCCGUCAGCACCAAGCUCUUUGAAAAAGCCAUGAAACAAGAUAGAAGUUGGGCAGCCAUAGCUUUUUACAACCAUGCAUAUUGCACUAUACAGCAGAGAAAGGCAGAUUACCUCGCUAAGGCCAGAGACGACCUAAUGAAGGCACAGGAGUCUCUGAAGUAUCUCAGUGAGGAACCCAUGGUCUGUCUGCAGUUUGUAAAAAUGUCUUCUGCAAACUCAGCCAACAGUGACCUGAGUAGCCUCGAGAAACAGUUAACAACCAAGUGCAGCAUGCUGAGUUACUUUGACAAAAAUAUUGAGGAGGCCAUCCAAAAGCUGGACGAAAUAAAAGGAAGAGAGAGAGAUGCAAUAGCCAAAAAAUCACCAAUAUUCUCCCUGGUGUUGAACGGUGAUGAAGAUCUCCAAGUGGAAGCUGAAAACCUGUACAGUCAGGGGCUGAAAUAUGUGUUUUCUGUGGAAGAGGAGCCUCGAUUCUCAUGGGAAGGCCUGCUGGUGUUCUGCCUUGGAGUUUUACAGAUUGUCGGAGGAGCAUUGCUCAUUGCAUUUACAUUUGGUACAUUUGCUCAAGUUGGCAUGGGACUCAUUACUGAAGGUAUAUCAGACUGCAUCUCUGGCAUUGAGUCCAUGGUGAAAGGAGAUUUCAGCUGGAAGUCGUGGGCUAUAGAAAAAGCCAUUUCCAUCGGUGUUUCUUUCAUUGGGUUUGGAGUUGGAAAGCUGAUUGCAAAGGGCUUUAAAUCUUCCAAAGUGUUAAUUAAGGAAUUCGGCAAAGAGCUGAAGUUGAUGCCAUCGUUUUUUUCCAGUCAGGCUAAAGAAGGUAUGAGUGAGGUCGCAAAGAUUAACAUGAAAAAUGCAGUAAAACACACUGCCAAAAAAAUGGUUGAGGAAAUCACUGCCUAUGGACUUGGGAAGGCAGAAGAGGAAAUACUGAACACAAUACUAAGCAGCAUCAAAAACAAAGUAGAAGAGGGAAUCAGUAAAAAUGUGAAAUCCAACAUGGAAAGAAAGCCCUUCGCUACAUUCAUAGAUGAAAUCAUCCUGUCACAUCUUGAGGAUAAAAACCAACUCCACGACCUCCUGAAAGACGAGAAGAGAAGGAAUGACCUGAUGGCCGUCUUCAGGGGGCUGAGCAGCGCUGCAGUGCAACCUUUCUACGAAGACCUCGGCUGGCAGAAGAAGCUUAACUCAUCCCUCUCCACAGUGAUUCAGAGAGCUAAAGCAGAGGCUAAAGGAACAGCACAUUUGAUUCUGACAACUAUCCAAGGUGUUCACAUGGCGGCGCUGGCAUCAGACGCUGUCGCUGCAGCGCUCAGCCUCACCGGCAAGUUUUUCUCCAACCUUCAAGAACAGCUGAACGAAUUCAAAAAAGAAAAAGGCUUUUCGCAGGAAGUGAAGGUCGAUGAGCUGUCUGAUUCGGACGCUGACAUGCUGAAAGACUUCAAGCAGGAUUUAGCUGACACCAUCAGUGCUUUAGUGGCUGAUGCUUUGGUGGAAAUGUUUCACCAGAAGUUCUCCAGUCACCUUACUUCUCAUGUGCAAAGAAAAGUAAAUGGCAUCAUUGGCAGUUAUGUACGAACUGGCUUGCAGAGUAACAGGACAGAAGAACUACUCAGAGCUGGACAGAACAACAGAUACAUCACACACAUGCCAGUAGACAUGAAUUCUAAACAUAAACCCGCAGGAGAGGCUGGUAAACACUCACAGUCACAUGCUGACAAGAUCAUGAACUCCAUGACUCCAGGCACCCUCGCCGACAUCAGAGUCCUGUCAGAAACAACUGGCACCAAGGUUGUCAUCCUGACACAGGACAGCCAGGGCCAUCCAACCAAAAUGCAGGAGCUGAGCCCAAGCACCAAACCUGCCAGUCGAACCGUGACGCUGAUCUACACACCAAAGAGUGCUGAAAACCCAGACGGACAUUACGAUGUGUACAUCAACAACCAGACAGUGAAAACAGGCAGCCAGGGCAAGAGCUGCCUGUUCCGUGCUUUGGCGACAGGCAUGAAACCAAAGGCAAGCGAAGAAGAAAUCACUUCUGAAGCACAGCGACUCCGAUCUGUGGUGGCCGACACUCUCCGCAGACACCCAGGCCAAUGGGAACCUUUCAUCAAACGUAAUGUGUGGACUGCAUCAAUCAGAGGAGGGGACUGGUUCAUUGCAGAGGGUGCUGCAGACAGAAUAGUCAUAGUAGAAACCCUGGCAGUUCUUCAGGAAGAUGUUGGGAGAGUGAGACUGUACAAAGAGUGGCAGCAGGAUUGUAUCAACAGAAGUGGACUUGGACAAUUUAUGAAUGGAGAUCACCAGCCACCAGUGAAGAGUAUAUUGGAGGCUAGAGACUUGAACCAGAAUAGCAGAUUAGCAGAAGCCAUGCUUGAAGUGGCAACAAAGUCAAGUCCUCUGGAUCGCAACCUGAUGUCUAAAGUGGAUAAGCAACAUGGCCGUGAGCUUCCGGUUGUUUAUGUUCCUUACGAUAUGCACCGCGAGUUUCCCAGUACAACAUCAAAAAAGUUCCGAACGAGUGUAGCUGAAGCCAUAAGGGAUAACGAUGUUGUCGGAACAUUUAAGCUUACAAUCCUCGGAGCAAUGCCCAGAUUCAAAUUGGAUGGAACCAAGGGGUUUGAAAACUUUCAGAAUGACCAGAUGAGCAAAACCAGGCUUGCAGUUUUUGACAGCAGUUUUCAGCAACACAGUUUAAAGAUGGUAGAGACGUGGUCCAACCUGCUCAAAGACAAGAACGUCAUGACAGACAAGGAUCUUAAAACCAUCAACACGUGGAUCAACAAGAAGGGCUACAAUAAUCAAAAUGAUCCACACAGGGACAAAGUCUACAAUUGUCUACAAUGAAAAGUGAACUGGCGAGUCUGACUGGUGAACAAGCACCAGCUGGAAAUCAACUUAGCGGACACAGCUCAGUAAAGUGGCAUCCCACAACAAGGUCAUCAUAAGAACACUUAACAAGAUGAUUCCUCACCACAAAACUGCCAUUAUGAUGCCAUCCAGACUGGAGGGGAGAGGACUGACUGAUUUACAGUAGAGACCUGGUGACAUUACAGGGGCCAGGGGACGGAGGCGAGGUCUGUUCCACAGUUUAGGAAUAAUUAAACCUCAUAUUUAAUUGAUAGUGACUGUUUGCUUUGAUGUCUGUGGACAUCAACAUCAGACAGUACCACUACAGUAUGAAGCCCUGGGAGCCCGGCAGAUAACAACAGAGGUCGUAAAUCUACCGCAUACCAAGUUGACUGAACAUUGGAAGCUUCUUCCUUUAAAAUCAUUGUAAAAUAACAGCUUUAUUCACCUGCCAUUAAGCUCAUCACACUCAGGUUUUAAAGGGUAUGAACAUUUUGACUGAGUUGAUCAUUUAGGUCUUCUAUGCAUUUCUAAAGUGUGACAAUACUGUUAUCUACUGCCAAUUGAUGGGUAGUGACCAACAUUUCUUAUUACAACAUGUGAAGAAAAUGUGUCAGAAUCAAGAUUUAUUAAGCAAUAUAGUUAAGAACGGUUUAGUCUUUGUUUAAAGGUUAUUUGCAUGAAGUUAAUGUUCGCCAAGAUAAUUUGAUGGAAAGAGGAAUUUACUCAUGCAGUUUUAAUUUUUUUGUUCCUUUCUCUUCUUGUUUAUUUACUAUAAUGGGUCUUGGUGUAUUUUUGCAUCUUCCUUCAGCAUUAGUUACUUGAAUCGAUAUUAAACAGAUUAUUUCUUCCACCAUUCAUCAUUCAAUUAAACGUUAUUCUACUGCCUAUGUACAGUAAAUAUUCAUAUCUGAUAUUGAUUUAAUUCAAAUCAUUAAAUUAGUAUUUCAUCAAUUAAUAAAUACUCUCAUUUAGACCCA
Acanthopagrus latus (yellowfin seabream) is the source of this 10073-nucleotide messenger RNA. RefSeq lists its product as uncharacterized. Gene Ontology annotation, biological process: protein import; protein targeting. The annotation marks the transcript as partial. The record is from RefSeq and is a predicted model, not a curated record. Gene Ontology annotation, molecular function: ABC-type protein transporter activity; ATP binding. Gene Ontology annotation, cellular component: membrane. The transcript has 4 exons. NCBI's taxonomy places the organism in Eukaryota, Metazoa, Chordata, Actinopteri, Spariformes, Sparidae.